Messenger RNA from Mangifera indica (mango), 708 nucleotides. RefSeq names its product photosystem I reaction center subunit V, chloroplastic-like. Gene Ontology annotation, cellular component: photosystem I; chloroplast thylakoid membrane. The coding region runs from base 107 to 589 and encodes 160 amino acids. The record is from RefSeq and is a predicted model, not a curated record. The transcript has a single exon. NCBI's taxonomy places the organism in Eukaryota, Viridiplantae, Streptophyta, Magnoliopsida, Sapindales, Anacardiaceae. Gene Ontology annotation, biological process: photosynthesis.
CUUCACAUUUUUCGACCAUCGGUGUGGAUUAUAAGAUCUACUUCCACACCACUGGCUUCUUCUCAUCUCUUUGCUCUUCCAUUCUGUUCUAUUGACCAUCAUCACCAUGGCAGCAUCAGCAGCUUCUUCCACUAUGUUCACUCUCUCUUUCUCUUCUUCCCAAACCCACCAAGUUUCCCCUUCCAAUAUCUCCUUCCAAGGCCUCAGACCCCUCUCCACCAAAACCAAAUCUUCCCUCCCCAAACUCUCCACUUCUUCCAAAAAAUCCAAUUUUGGCGCCAUCAAAGCUGAGCUCAACCCUUCCCUUGUCAUCAGUCUCAGCACCGGCCUCUCCUUGUUCUUGGGGAGGUUUGUCUUCUUUAACUUCCAGAGAGAGAACGUGGCCAAGCAAGGUUUGCCUGAGCAGAAUGGAGUCACUCACUUCGAAGCGGGAGACACUCGUGCUAAGGAAUACGUUAGUCUCUUGAAAUCAAAUGACCCUGUUGGCUUCAACAUCGUUGAUGUUCUUGCUUGGGGCUCCAUUGGCCAUAUUGUUGCUUACUACAUCUUGGCUACUUCCAGCAAUGGCUAUGAUCCCAAGUUCUUCUGAUUUUGUUCGUCAAGUGUAACUUCAUUACUAAUUGUAUAGUGGAAAUUACUCUGUUGUUGUGUCUUCAGAUUUCAGAUUCAUGUACUCUGAAUGCUUUAGUUAAUUGCUUUGCAAAAAUA